Sorex araneus (European shrew) is the source of this 960-nucleotide messenger RNA. Its product is annotated as olfactory receptor 4K2-like. The transcript has a single exon. Lineage: Eukaryota; Metazoa; Chordata; Mammalia; Eulipotyphla; Soricidae. Gene Ontology annotation, biological process: G protein-coupled receptor signaling pathway. Bases 1 to 960 code for a protein of 319 amino acids. The record is from RefSeq and is a predicted model, not a curated record. Gene Ontology annotation, cellular component: membrane. Gene Ontology annotation, molecular function: olfactory receptor activity; G protein-coupled receptor activity.
AUGGAGGGGUUUAACCAUUCCAGAGUGUCCGAAUUUGUGUUACUGGGACUCACUGAUUCUUCUGACCUUCAAAUUUUAUUCUUUGUGAUUUUUUUUAUUUUUUAUUUAAUGACCAUGUUGGGCAACUCUUUGAUUUUGCUCACAGUCAUGUCCACCCCACAGCUUCAUUCCCCCAUGUAUUUUCUGCUCAGCAAUCUCUCUCUUAUUGACAUGUGCCUGUCCUCUUUUGCCACGCCAAAGAUGAUCAUGGACUUCUUUGCUCAGCGCAAGACCAUCUCCUUUGAGGGAUGCAUUUCCCAGAUCUUCUUUUUGCAUCUUUUCACUGGGACUGAGAUUGUGUUGCUGAUCUCUAUGUCUUUUGACAGGUACAUUGCUAUAUGCAAACCUCUCCAUUACUCAACAAUUAUGAGCCAAAAAGUCUGCAUUGGGCUUGUGGUAACUUCUUGGACAGUGGGUUUCCUGCAUACAAUGAGCCAGUUAGCUUUUACACUCUACUUACCCUUCUGUGGUCCCAACAUAAUAGACAGUUUCUUCUGUGACCUUCCUUUGGUCAUCCAGUUGGCUUGUAUAGAUAUAUACGUUCUUGGACUCUUCAUGAUCUCAACUAGUGGUGUUAUUGCUCUUAUAAGCUUUUUACUUUUGCUCAGUUCCUACAUCAUUGUUCUUAAAACUAUUAAGAGCCACUCCUCCACAGGAUCAUCUAAGGCUUUUUCCACCUGCACUGCACAUUUCAUAGUUGUGACAAUGUUCUUUGGGCCCUGCAUCUUCAUCUAUGUGUGGCCUUUCACAAAUUUCAUGAUGGACAAAGUUCUUUCUGUUUUCUAUACCAUCUUUACCCCUUUUUUGAAUCCACUUAUCUACACUUUGAGAAACCAGGAAGUGAAAACAGCUAUGAAGAAGAAACUAAAUAACCGGUAUUUGAGCCUUGGGAAAACAUCUCCAAGAUAUCCAGUGAAAUGA